CUCUUUCUACCAGGAAAAAACGGGAGUCCUUCACCAGCAAAAAUUGGGAUCUCGAUGAUCUUAAAUAUUUUUAGGGAUUUCGAUCUCUUCCUAGUUGUCUGCGUGUGCAAUCCUUAAUUCCUCCGACGGCAGUUAUCCUCCUCGCUUCUGUUGGUCUUACCUCCAUGAUGGCGGAUAACGGCACUUCUGCUCGGGUUCGGCAGCUAAGGUCACGUUUUCUGCCUUGCAGCUCCAGCAAACGACGGCGGAUACAUUCAACAGAAUCAAACCCGACGGCGGCGGCGAUCUGUAAACUGGACGACGAUCUCCUCGUGGAAAUUUUGAUUCGCCUCCCAAACCCUAGGUCCGCCUGUCGGUGCAAACUCGUCUGCAAGCGGUGGAGCUCGCUCAUCUUCGACCCAGUACGCUUCAGUCGUCGUUUCGUUUCGCACCACCGGAGCAGGAACCAACCUCCUCCUCCUCCUCUGAUCAUUCUCUCCGACGACCCGCAAUCAAUCAUCACGAGCUUCCUCCCCUUGACGACUCUAUCUCGAAUGUCCUUCGUGGUUUUGGAUUCCUACAAGGACUUGGUUUUGUGCGGGUUCCCUGGCCUGGGCCCAACCAGCGGCGAACUGUACAGAUCCUACUUCCUCUGCAAUCCGUUUACGAAGCAAUGGAUUGCGCUCCCUCUGGCGCCUGAAUGGCCGAAGGAGACUUCGAUUUCCUUUGCAAGGUUAGUCUGCGAACCCCGCAUUUCCAAUGAUUUUGAUCUGGGGGAGUAUCGAUUCCGAGUUGUGUGUCUAUACCAGCAUUUAGGGUCUACAAAGCUAGACGUUUUCUGUUCGGAUACUGGGGGAUGGACCAAGGAGGUUCUUGUUCGUCACAGGCAGCAUAAACAAUUCUUAGCCAGAAAUGUAGUUUCCUGCAAUGGGGAGGUUUUUUGGACCUAUGGUGUUCGAAACCAGGAUCCCGGUGCUGUCCACCAAGUGAAGCCAUUCGUUGCUGCUUUCAAUCCUUUCCGGCCGGAUAUCCCUCCCACUGCUAUUGAUGUUCCACAAGUGUUUGGGAAACCUGGGUGGGAUAUUUCCGUCUCGCAAGGCGCUCUGCACCUAAUUGUAUUCGAAGACAGCCCCGAGCAAGGUCGUGCACAGAUUGCCUCGAGUGUUUGGAGACUGGAAGACGACCAUAAAUCUUGGAGGAAAGUAUGUGCAGGGCUGUUGAGGAGCUCGGCGUUGUAUGAAGUUCGCCCCUUUUUUCGACCUAACCUACAUCCAGAGAAACCAGAAGUUGUCUUCUUCUGCCAUAUGGGUGGUCACGGCGAGCUUGUUGCCUUGUCCUGCGAUUUGGGGACAGGGGGGGAGCUGGAGCUCUUCACUGAAGGAAGAGAGUUAUUGCCCUGUUGGAGGAUGUUCAAAGUUGAGUCUGCUUGCUGGCCGUCUUCGAUUGCGAGGUACAAGGAAUUGCGAGUAAUGUACGAUGGAAGCUGCAGCUGUUGGGUUCAGAGCAAUGAUGAACCGUCUAGAACUCCCUCAAUAGCUGGAAUGCAAUGGUAAAGAAAAUGAGAAAGUAAGGAAGAAGAGAAGGUUCAAAAGCUUAAAGCAUGUACAUCAAGAAUGAGGAGGAAGAAGAAGCAGACCUGUGCCUUCCCGAAAUGGACAAAUUUGGUCUGCUGAUGUCUGCAGAACUGAGCAGAAAGAUGUCACCAAUAUAUAGAUGGUGAACUUAAGCAAGGAGCAGAUGCUGAAUGCAAGCGUGAAUUGUGACCAGGGAUUCAUCUCAGUCACGCCGGCCGGCGUGCCACCGGUUGUACCUGGUUCAACCUGUACCAGUCAUAAAAUCGGCGUGACACCACUGGUAUGACCAGCAUGAUCGAUAUACGAAUCUCUAAGUAAAAUAACCUUAUUUUAGUGACUUUAAUUGUUAAAAAUUAUUUUAAUAUAUAUUUUAUGAGUAUAAAUGUUAAAUAUUAAUGUAAUUUGUUGGAUUCAAGUAUAAAUGUUUAGGUAUUAACGUUAAAUGUCAUGUUUAAAAUGAGUAUUUGUAAUUUUAUUUGUAAAAUUGACCGGCAUGAACCGGCACAAACCGGUAUGUGCCAUCGGUCGAACCAUUCCACUUGCUAAACCGGUACACUGGCAUAAACCGGUUUGACAACCUUGCAUCUGACCAAACAUGUAAUUAAUCCCUAACCUGAAGGGUAAGGGAUUGGGCCUAACCACCGGGUUAUUAAAGCCCAACAUGUUAUUAAAGCCUAACCACCGGGUUUGUUCGGAAUGGUUCGGGGGACUGGGGUCUUCUUACAAUUUGAUUGGGCCUCGGGCCCGUUCCAAGCAAGCCUGCUUUUAAUUCUUGUUUGAAAGACUGGUAUUUUGGAAUGUAAAAUUUGUAACAAAAUAUACCAGAUAUUUGAUGAUUUAUUUUAUAUUAUUAAAAAACAAUAGAAGGAGUCAACCAUCAAAAAAUUCCCUUUGACCAAUUCAGUCGUACUAUAGUUGAGUCGUCCUCACCCUUCCCCCAAAGCAAUCCAUUGAAUACACGUAUAUGUACUCGUACAUAUUUCAUCCGUUUAAAAUUUUCACAUCCAUAUUAUUGUCAACCCGUUUAAUUUUUUUUUUUUAUGUUCAUUUCAUAUCUCCCAUACUAAACACGUAUAAAACCCGUAUAUGACGUUCAAUAUCCAUAUUUGAUAAAAAUUAAUGCAAAUUUAUAUGGUGUUGUCCUUAUUUUGGUACUCGUCAUCAUAAAAGGAGAUCGACUUCCUCGUCAAUUUAUUCCACAUUGUUAAUUAUUCCAUUUUGGUUUACUUAACUUUUUUUUUUUUCUCUUUGUCUCUUAUGCAUAUAAAGUUCCUAUCUAAGCCAACUUGAGAUCUCCAUGAAACUAUUGAUAUAUUUCCCAAUGAUAGGAAGUGGAUAAGUCCUUUCAAAGUUACAUCCCUCAUUACAAUCUUCACAUCCCACAAAGAUUUGAUAUUUCAAUUUCUUUGUCCAAAUUAUAUAUAUGCUCACUAAAUCCUUAUAAAAAUCAAAGAAACAUAAAUCGUGUUUUUUUCAAUUUUAAGAAAGUUCUUCACGAGACGAUAAUACGAAUAAAUAUAAACUUCACAUCAAGUGGUGAAAAUCCACACUGAAACGCUCCAACAUUCGAGCAAUUAAAAUCACUAGCGAUCUCGUUCGGGUGCAUAAGAUAUCAUUUUUGAGUAAAUGGAGUCAAAUAUG
This is a messenger RNA of Linum trigynum, 3194 nucleotides long. Lineage: Eukaryota; Viridiplantae; Streptophyta; Magnoliopsida; Malpighiales; Linaceae. The record is from the annotation of a GenBank genome assembly.